Messenger RNA from Aspergillus fumigatus Af293, 1140 nucleotides. Lineage: Eukaryota; Fungi; Ascomycota; Eurotiomycetes; Eurotiales; Aspergillaceae. The record is from RefSeq and is a predicted model, not a curated record.
AUGUCCGAGAACACAGCUCAGGAUAUCUCCACACUGGUCUCACAGGAGCUUUCCAAGACCCCCUACGAGUGCUCUUCUCUCACCCGGCUCAGCGGAGGAACGGCCAACUUCGUCUAUCGAGGUGUUCUCGCUCGGCCACUCCAGGAUGGGACGAAAACCAUUAUUAUUAAACACGGAGAGGAAUUUGUUGCUUCGAAUCGAGACUUCAAGCUGACUACAGAUCGCUGCCCGAAGCUGUUCGAAGAGACUAUUUUAAAAGCCUUGAAUGACUUCCCCGCUACAACUGAUACGGACACGGACAACAAUACCAGCUGCACAGUCAAGACCCCUCGUCUGGUUCAAUUCAACCGUGACACUAAUACUCAGAUCCUCGAAGACCUGCCCGGAGCGUUGGACCUAAAGUCUUUUAUGCUCCUUCCCACAAACUCGCAAAAUGUCUCGCGCGAACUGGCCGCGUCUAUUGGCCGUGCGUUGGGGAAAUGGUUGCUCUCUUUCCACACUUGGGCCUCAGAAGAGUCUCAGAAAGAACUGGCCAAGACGAUGGAGAAGAAUGAGGUCAUGCGCGAUAUCAAGUUCAUGGUCAACUAUGACAAUGUCGUUAAGAUGGUUGAUCAGUUUCCAAAUUUGCUUAAAGAGAGCCAGCAUAUCCUUGGCGAAGUCAAGAAUGUGGCAGCGGCGGAGCUGGGUCGGAAAGAUGGGAAGGAGUUUGGAAUAAUUCACGGAGACUUUUGGUCAGGAAACGUUUUGAUACCAAGCACCGCAUUGGAUCAGCAAAAUGAUAUUCCUCUCUUGGUAACGGACUGGGAAUUAUGCCACUGCGGUUCCCGAGCGCUCGAUCUGGGCCAGAUGGUGGCCGAGCUCUACCAGCUCAAGCAUUUUUUGAACAUCGAUGCAGGAGUCUGGCUCAUUGAGGGGCUGCUUGAUGGCUACGGCCCCGUGGAUGAAGACAUGGCUUUCCGCAUCGCCAUCCAUAUCGGCGUUCACUUCAUUUGCUGGGGCAGCACCAUUCCCGGCUGGGGUACCAAUGACCAAGUUGAAGGAGUGGUCAAGCUUGGAAGAGACCUCGUUGUCAAGGGCUGGCAGAAGGAUCGGGACUGGUUUGGGGAAGGUUGGUUGAAGUGCUUGUUUCCUGUGGCUUAG